Molecule: messenger RNA, 3586 nt
Organism: Caenorhabditis auriculariae
Lineage: Eukaryota; Metazoa; Nematoda; Chromadorea; Rhabditida; Rhabditidae
Source: the annotation of a GenBank genome assembly
AUGGCGACCAUCCAACGUUUUCCUUUACCUGUGAGUUUUUUUCUUAAAUAAAAUUUUAUAAUUUUCACUUUCUCUUUUUUUGGGAAGAAAAACAGUGUGCGUCUCACCCUGAACUGCAAGAAAUAAUUUCUUUUUGUUCCAAAUGAAACUACUCAGUUUUCAUUAUUUUUUUUCAGACCCUGCCCUUCGGCAGAAACCUCGAUCAUGGUCUUCCAGUAGGCUCGAAAGUGGAAAUUAGCGCCAAAGCUUAUCCUGAUCAAAUCAAGUAAGCCAUAAUGAAAAUUGUGAGAAAAGGGAAAAAAAUAAAAAAAUUUUUUUAAUUUUUUUAUAAAAAAAGCAAUGAUCGAUUAACAUAAAGAAACACGGACACGUGAUCAUUUCGUCUUUUUAUGACUCACAGAGCACCGUCUAAACAAAGAGAAAUAGAGAUCGUGUAAGGAAGGAUGGAAUCAAAUUUUAUUUCGUGAAAAGGUAUUUUUAUGGUGAAUUUUUGGAGAAAUUAGUAACUUUGAGAAAUGCGGAUCAAGAAAAACUUGGAAAAAUUUUGAGAAAAGUUCGUAAAAAUGACGAAGAAUUCAGGACAGCGGUGCUGAGGUUGAAGACGCAGCAGAACGACGAAGCGCUGCGUCUCGUGCUGCCGUUUCAACCAGAUGCCAAGGUUUGCGGGUAUAAAAAUUUGCGAGAAAAAGCCGCCGAUGGCGGCCGGAUGAGAGCAGCUGAGGCGAAUGGCCACGCGCCAUUCAUACAACCCAAUUUGGACCUAACGAGCUGCCUGAAACAAGCGUUGGCAUCGUUCCAAGGCCGUUCGGAGGCUCCAUCCAUCUCCGAUGUUGCCGUUUUAGAGGAUGACUCACGUCUCUCGAGACGCGCAAAACUAUACUUUUUCAUUUCGAAAGAGAACAAUAGAAUAUUUCAAAUGUUACCAUGAAGUAUAUAGAAGAAGGAACGCCAUUCUUGAAUUUCUCGGGAAAAAUAUUCACAUUCUCAGGGUGUUCAGCCCUUCCUUUCAUUUUUUGUAUCUUGUUACUCGUAAAAAAUAAUCGAAUCGAAAUUGAAAACCAAAAUGAAAAGAAAUUUUAAUUUUAUGUCCAAAAAAAUCCUUUUUUUUUUUUGAAAAGUUUGUAGAUGAUCUCAAAGAGGGACUACUUAUUCAAAAAACUGCUUGAUUUGCAUUUUUUUUUCUAAAUAAAAUGAUCAAAUAUUCAAAAAAACAAGAAAACUUUUGGCGAAGAAAAGUCCUUCAAAAACUUGGCAGCGAUGUCAAGGUCUGAUGGAUUGUUGAAGCGAGAAAAUUCUAAAUCGUUUCACGAUUUUUUGCACGAUGAAUCGCUUUCGGAGGAAUCCAUUAGCAAUAAAACAAAGCGUAAAAAUGAAAAAAAAAAACGAAGCAACUUCCGAUAACAAAACAAGAAGAAACUGUGAUUUUUCGAGGAUGGUCAAAAAUUCAAGAGAAGAAAGUAAAUUCAGAUGCGAAUGGACUGCGUGAUCGGUGGGACGACGUCGAGUGCGGUGGAGAAUCCUGUCCGAAUCGCCAUCGGAGCUCCUUUCAAGCUGCAGUUGCUCUGUCGGCCUCACUCUUUCGAGGUUGUGCACUUUCUCGUUGGGAAAAGGAAAACAGUUGCACACAAAUGUACAGAAACUGACAUAUGACUUCUGAAUUUCAUCAAUAAGGCAUCUUUUUCCAGACUCACUAGAGGCUCUAAUUCAUGGAAAAUUUGUUCAGAUACUACUCGACGGCACUCACAUUGCUGACUUUGUCCACAGAACAAAUCCAGAAGAUAUCAAAGAAGUUAUUUAUUUCCUCCAAAUAUUUCUUAUUCGUUGAUUUUAGAUUAGCAUUGGAGGACCUUUGAUCUGUGAAAAUGUCGUCGUGGAAGCUGGUGAGUCAGCUUAUAUUUCUUUUUUUCAUCAAAAAUUUGAAGAUUUGCAUUUUUCCAAUUAGUUUCUUUUUCAGCAAGUGGUCCACCGACUUAUUAUCAAGCUAUUGGAGGCUCUUCCGCUUCAGGUGCUUUUUUUCCACACUUUAAUGAUAAUUAUGGGAUUCUAGCCCCGGAGCUUCCUCAAAAGCCAAAAGAAGUUCCUACGAAGCCGUCAGGACCUGCCGACGAAGAUUUCCCGCCGCCGCCAACUUCUAUUGGGGUAUAUUUUUUUUAAAUUUUGUGUAGAAAUCAAGUUAUUUGCAUGGAAAUUAAGAAGAUUGAAUUUAUUAGGGACUGAUGAAAAAUAAUUUAGAAUCGUCCAGCUGCCGGCUCGACCACCACAAGCACUCUUUACACUGGCAGUUCGCAGGUAUUUUUUUCAUUUUGAUAAUGAAUUUGGAAAAAUUGAAGAAAGAAAACUCAUCUGUUAUUUUAACUACACGUUCCAGAAAAAAUUACUGCUUCUUCUUGUUUUAAGUUUCCCUUUACUUGAUAACGUAAAAAUGAAGGAAAAAAGUGGUAACAGACACAUUUUAUGCGGCUUUUCCAUAUAAAUAGGCUAGUUCAAGUUAUUUUUUUUUGAAUUUAAUUCCUAGCCAAAACUUGAAAGCUCACCACCUUUCAAAAUGUUUGCAGGGCUUCUCCAACCAUCCAUAUCCACUGCCAGGCCUCGUCGACCAAUCCACAUACUCCUCCCAACAGCACCAACCAGGAUCUCUACCGCCUAGACCAACAGUGCAGCCACCAGCACCUCCUCCAGCUCAGACUCGCGUCCAACCGACGCAGCCGACCCAAUCCAGCUUCGCGCCGCCUCCUCCAGAUCCAAGCAGGACGACUAUCGUUCCUUAUCCAACUUCCGACUCGGCGUCCUAUCCGAAGCCUCAACCGCCACCUCAAAGCUCAAUCUCCCUCUCAACUCCUGGCCGAAACGUGAGUUCCUUGAAUCACUAUCAGUAAAACUACAUGGAUGAAAAUUUAAAAAAAAAAUUAAUUUUUAAUCAUACGUUAUCUCUUUUCAAAUUUUAAGAAACUUUGGAUCGAACUUGAAGAAAACGACUUUCUAAAUACUCUGCAAACUAUUUAAAAGCUCGUCUAAUAGCUUGAAACUAUACUGUAUUUCAUUUAUCUCCACUAUCUACUUCUACGGGAUUUGCAAACUGACCUGUUUUUUGUUCGUAGUUUUUGUUUGUUCUCGAAACUUCCUUCUCUUCAAUUUCUUCAAUUUUUUCAGGAUUACUCGAACUAUCCGCCACCAACAUCGACGGCUUAUCCUCAACAUCCAGGAGGCUACGGUCCACCUCAAAUUCCGGCUCAAAUCCCACAGCCACAGUUUCAACAACAGCUUCCUCAGACGUACCUUCCAUACAAUCCUCAGGUACUUAUUUCGUUCAAAACAUCAUUUUUACCGAUUUUUCGCAGGUUCAGAUGCCGAUAGUUCAGCCAACUCUGGUUGCCGCACAGCCUGCUGCUGCCUAUCCUUAUGGUAUACUAAUUUUUCUCAUUUUCAAUUUCACUUCAAGUUUUUCAGCUUACCAGCCGGCAUACUACUACCCUCCAAACGUCUACGAAUACUAUCCAGGGGUUGGAAAAUUUCCAUCAAGAUUCAAAAAUUUACGUUUUCCUUUCAGUACCACUACCGCCAUCAUCAUCACCACCAUUGCGAUUAA